This is a messenger RNA of Trichechus manatus latirostris (Florida manatee), 1878 nucleotides long. It is a transcript of the gene CLHC1, whose product is annotated as clathrin heavy chain linker domain containing 1. The coding region runs from base 338 to 1762 and encodes 474 amino acids. NCBI's taxonomy places the organism in Eukaryota, Metazoa, Chordata, Mammalia, Sirenia, Trichechidae. The record is from RefSeq and is a predicted model, not a curated record. The transcript is spliced from 11 exons.
CCACGGGGUAUCCUGGCGCCUCCGCCCAAGGCCUCACUGCUUAGGCGACCACGCCGAAUGCCUGACUGCCGUUACAGCGGCCGUCCAACCCAGUGCCGGACUAGGUCGUAACUCUCAUUUCUCCUCCCUCUCACCUGGACUGAGUUCUCACCGUAACCUUCGGAAUGCUCUUGAAAUAGUAAUAGAGUAUGCCACUGCAUACAAAUCCAUUCUCACUUCAAUCAAAAAAGAAUAUGAUGCCUUUAUUGAGACAAUAAAGAAAGACCGAAGCACCGCCUUUUAUCUUCAUGGAAGACUUAAAGUUUUGGCAGCAGAGCCCACAGCACUGGUGUAUCACAUGAGGAGAAUACACCAACUUGAAGCAAAAAUGAGGGUUAUUGAAAAUAAUUCCUCAAGGAUUCAAAUGCAGAUAGAGAAAAUGAAACAGCUUAGAGCAGAGUACGAAAAGGAAGAAGUAAAAUAUUGUACUUUCUCCAAAGAUCCUUCAAAACCUAUUCCAGGCAUGACUCUCCAAGAAUCCGUCAAUCUAGAUGCUCUCACUAAACACCUGAAACAUCUUGAAGAUAAAUAUGCGGAAAUUAAACAAACGAUGUCGAUAAAAUAUGUGUCAGCUCAAAGGAAGGCUGAUUUAGAUGAGGAAAUGACUAUGUUGUUAAAACGGAGAGAUGUAGCUGAAAAUCUGAACAAAGAGUUACAGUUCCGUCAUCGAAGAAUGCAGAUUAUUUCACACGCACUUACAUCAUGGCUAAGAUCGGAUAAGAGCAGCUCAUUUCAAGACUUUGUGGAGCAAAUUCAGAAAACCAAAGAUUUACAUGGUGACGAAGGCAUUGUUGAGGAAUUACUUGAAGAUGAUCCGAGCAAGGCAAAAGAAGCUGAAAUUUUGCUUCACUAUAUUGAAAGGUUCAAUGAAUUAAUUACACUUGGUGAAUAUGGAAAGGCAGCUGUUUUUGCAGCGAACAGUCCCAGAAGAAUUCUUCAAAACGUUGGUACAAUGAAUAAAUUUAAGGCUGUUGGAAAAAUUAGAGGAGAGCCUUUUCCAUUACUGUUAUUUUUUGAGGCACUCUUUAGCACAAGCCAUGCUUUUAAACAUCCUAUUGAUGCGGCCCUAACCGUGGAGGGCAUCAAGUGUGGAUUGUCUGAAAAACGGUUAGAUUUAGUUAUACAUUGGGUCACCCAGGAAAGGCUGACAUUUUCUGAGGAGGCUGGGGAUGUGAUCUAUGAUUAUGGGGAGCAGGAUACUUAUAACAAGGCCAAAUGUAUGGCUUUAGCUCAAAUUAUCUACAAUGAAUGUGGCCUGCACAAAAAAGCUCUUCUUUGCCUGUGUAAACUUGGUCAGAUUUAUGGGGCCUUGGAAUACAUCCAACAAUUCAAGGAGUUUACUUCUGAUGACCUAUUGCAGCUCAUAAGGUUAUGUCCCCAAAUUGAAUUAAUUCAUUGUCUCACUAAAGAAUGGAAUGGGAAACCACCAUCUUUAUCUUUGAGUCUUGCCAUACUUCAUCUGUUCUCUGUAGAUUUGAAAAAAGUUGGCAUUAAGCUACUUCAAGAAGUAAAUAAAGGUGGGAAAGAUGCAGUGGAACAUCUUAUGAUAAGUGAUCCAUUUUGCUCCCUAGAAAGGUGGCAAGAAAUGGCAAAUAUAUGUUUACAGAAUGGCUUUGACAAAUUAUCUAACGACAUCAUGUCCAUUCUUCGAUCUCAGGCCGGAGUUACAGAAAUUUCUGAGGAGGAUGAUACGGUCAACUUAAUGGGACAUGUUUUUUGGUAGUUCCAUAUCUUAUCCAGUUGAGGGAGCUUGUAAAACAUUUUAUGUAAGUUGGUUGGGCAAACUGAUCUUGGCAUAACUACCUUAUAAAUAAACCUAGAGUAUGAAGCCCUCAGAAA